GGUGCGUGGGUGAGUGUGUCACGGGUGCUAGGUGCGGCUGUGUGUGUGUGAUGUAAGGGUAGUGGGUGCACGUAUGUCCCUGGUUCAUUCUCCCUUCCCCCACCAGAUGUGUUCUGGGGAGGGGGGAAUAGCCUUUCUGCAACUGCCCCUUACCAAGCUUACCCGCCUGACCUCCUUUCCCACGGAGAAAGAAAGGGUUAAUCACUCCCUCCCUCAAAAACUCCUAGGGUCACAGGGAGGGUAGCAGUAGGCCAAGCCCCCAGAAAGACGGGAAAGGCUCCAGAGAGCCUCUGCUAGGCCAGGGACUCUGCUUCUCUGAUAUUAGCCAGCGUAGCCUUCCGGGUCAGAUCACUCAGGCUUGUGUCCUGCCCUUCCUGAGGGCCUCGUGCUCUGGUAGUUUCUCUCAGGGACUGGAGGUGUGGAUCAGGAGCCAACCGGGAGGGUCGACUUUUUUGCCACUGUCUUACUGAAACGAUGCUUGUUAUACAGUGGGUCUCAGUAGAUAUUUGAGAGAGGGGAGAAAAAGCUGGGUAGGGGUUGGGGAGGAGGGGGAGAAUCUGCAUCUGGGAGGCCACGUCGAUUCCUUCUGUUCUGGUUGAGGAAGAGGCUACUGCUUGUUAGUCAGACAUCCGUCCCCCUUGUGGGAAGGUUGGGUGCAUGGUGGUGGUGGGGUGUGCAGGGAAGAGAUUUGCACUGGAGCCUGCAGGAAGGGGCUGGUAAGAAGAGGUGCUGUGCCCCUUUCAAGCAUAACAUUUUGCUUGUGUUCCUGCACCUGCUUCUCUGUGAUUAGAGCCUUUGCCUAGGGCAUCUGAUCCCCGGAAAUGGAAGAAGGUGGUGGAGGCCUUGGCUCACAGGACUUCUCCUCCCUCUAGGACCCCUGAGCUCACAACGUGCUGACGAAGUGCCCCUCUUACUACUCUGACCCCACCACCUCAGAGUGAGGCCUCUAUGCUAUCUCUCAACCUGGGACUAAACUUCAAAUUCCAUCUUCGGGGACCUGCUGCUGUCUGGGGAAGCCCUGUCACUGAGACCCAUCCUCUCUCUCCUGGACUAGGCCAGGAGUCUGAGGAAGAUCUGGAAGGUGAUCUGAGGACCGAUCCCCUUUGGGAACUGCUGGUGGGUUCCCCUGGGAACUACGUCCCAGAGUGGGGCUCUGCCGAAGGCAGCUUUACACCCUGGGCUUCCUCCCUGCCUCCUGAGUCCACAUCCCCCCUCUCAGGGCCCACCAAGAGGCCCACUGCUCCCUCUCAACCUAGGAUGAGCACUGUGACCUGGGCCACUGCUCUGACAGCUACGGCACCUCCAACCAGUGCUCCCAGGCCUCGGCAGAGUGAGCUUGAGCUGAAGUUCGAUGUGGCUUUGAGAGCAGGUGCAGCCCCCACUCUCGGUCAUCGGUCACUACCCCUGCUGCCCAGUCUGAGGGCCAGCCUGGCAGAGAUUGCUGGGCGCUUGGGACCUUUUGGGUUCUUCGGUACGACUCUGUCUCCACUCCGCAACUUCUCCAGCCAGAGUUACCAAGGCACAACAGCACAGCCAAGUUUUGCUUCUGAAGUGUCAGAUUCUCCCGGGCUCUUUGGUACCACUGGGUCCCUUCCCCCAGCCCUCCUGGAAAGGAAGUUCUCAAGCCCAAGCCCAUUGGAUUCAGUGGCUUCCCCCAGCUCUGCCUCAAUCAAGAUCACACCAGUGCAACAUGACCCCACUGUCUCCACUUCUGACCCAGACGAACUCUCUCCGGCCAGCUUCGGGAGUCCUUCAGCACAGCCUGGAUGUGAGCCAGGCUCUUGUAGUGAGCCUGAGUUGUCCGACGACUCGGGGCAGCCGCCUGCCUCCCCGCUGCCUCUCUUCUUCUUGACCCUGGAGGCCGACUGGGCAGAGGCUAGGGCUCGCUGGGGUCUGGCCUGGGAGGCCCAUGUAUAUGGAGCAGGAGCGCUCUUCGGCCUGGUGGCCCUGCUGGCUCUGUUGUCUCUGGCCCUCUUGCCCUGGCGUUGCCCGCCCGGCGCCCCCUGCCUGGCGUUGCUGGAUCUGCUGCUGCUGUCGGCGGGGACCACCCGGGCCUUCCCGCUCUUCUACGACGCCUACGGUCAUCGCGAUCGGCUGCCGGCCCUCGCCUGGCUGCUGCUGCAAGACCUUCCGCUGCCCUGCCUAGCCGCAGGUCUGGGGCUAGCUUGCCUGCUGCUGGCCCGGCCGCGCACUCCGAGGUGCCCCAUCGGCUUGGCGGCGCUGCUGCUGCUGGGGUUGGGGCUGGCGGCAGCGGCCGCCCUGGGAAGCGCAGUGCACCGCCCGCUGCGGCCCCUGCGGCUCGCCUCCCGCGGGCUGCAUGCCUUCCUCGCUGCCUUCCUGUCAGGGCUCCUGCUAGCGCUCUCCUGUUGGGGCGGCCGGCGGCGGAGGGCGGGGGCACCCUUGGGAGGAUCUGGCUUUAAGGGUGCUACCCCUGUCCCACAAGUGCGCAGCCCCUUCGCCCCGCGGGAGUCCUGGAGGCGAGCGGCACGCACAGCUCCGGUGGCCGGGACCUUUGGGCUGCUGAGCGGAGCCCUACAGGGCUACGAGGUGCUUCACGCCCUUGGCUACGGCGGCCAAACAGGCUUGGAGGGGCCCUGGCCCUGGUGGGCUUUCCAGCUAGGUCUGCGUUUGGGAGAGGUAGGCGUCGCGCUCCCAUUGGCGCUGCUUGGCCUCUACCCCGCGCUCUGUAGUCCACGUGUGCCGCGGCGCUGCUGGGCCAAGCUUUUCCGACUGUCUCCUGGACAUGCUGCCCCGCUGCUGCCAGGAGGUUGGGUCCCCGGAAUCCGGGACAAGGAGCCCCUGGGUAGCGCGAUCGCGCGUGGGGAUGCGGAGCUGCUGCAGCUCUGCGCCCUAGCAGGCCCAGGUCCUGAUCUCCUUCUCCAAGGUGGCAGCUGCCCGGGCUUCGAAGGUGCCAGGGCCAACUCAACGCAGUCACCAGCCUCCUCCCCUAGCAGCGAUUGCACGGUGGACUUCCGCCCGCCCUCGCCCAUCAACCUGCGGCGCAGCAUCGAGGAAGCCCUCUGUAGCGAGGCGCUGCUGGCUCCUGGCCUCUUUCAGGGCCCUGCCUUUGGGGACGCCCUGUCUGGGCUUGGUCUCUACCGCACCAUCUCACUGGGGAACAAGACAGGGGCAGGACCCAGUGAGAAGUCCGAGAAGGUCCCUGGAUCCCCAGCACCUCCAGAGCUUCCCUCUCCUGGCGCCUGGCCUCCCGGCAGCAGCGCAUCAUCGGGUUCUCUGUGUGGACUCUCACGGGACAGCUCAUCCAUGCUUCUGUGUUCCAGCCCCGACAGGCCCCCGCGCUGCCCGUUAGUCUGCGUCCUCAGUCCCCCGCGGCCCUCAGAAAGCAGCCCCAGCCUCCCAGCCUCAGGGUCCUACCAGGCCCUAUCCCCACCCUCCCGCGACUCCCCGGAACAUGCUUCUGAACUGCAGGCUGAGGAGGCAUUGCUGCAAGAGCAAUUCCUGGACGCCUGCCGACAGAUUGAUGAGCUGAGCAUGGGCAGCGACACCAUAGACCUGUGAAGGGGCGGCUAUUUCACAGCCGAGAAGCUGUUUGCCCCCUUUUCUGGCAUCUGAUCUGCUCAAGACCUCCUCACUGUAAUAAUUCCCCAAUUCUGCCUGGUUUAGAUACCUCUCUCUGAUUCUUUCCCAUCCAGAGGCCCCUGGGUGGGUGGGUCAGCAACCAGGCUCUAUGUAUUGGGAAUCAGUGCCAAGUUCUCUGGAGCCAUGGAGUGCUGAUGCCCCCAGCUACAAUUUUAGGCUGGCAGGGUCCUACUUUCCUUGACCUCACCAGCAAUAAAGCUCCAAGGUGCUCCACUCCUGACCACCAUACCCCCUAGCCUGGUGCUGAGUGAGACAGCUAUCCUAAAAAGACCUAGUUCCCUGUCUGGGCUCUGUACCCACCUCUGCCAUUCAUUGAACCAAUCCCUAACGAUGGAUCUGUGGCCCAAGAAACCUUACAGCAACUGAGUGGGAAACGAGCGUUUUCAGAGUCAAUGUAUCAAUAAAAUAUUUUCAGAGGAGAA
Messenger RNA from Rattus rattus (black rat), 4022 nucleotides. It is a transcript of the gene Prrt4, whose product is annotated as proline rich transmembrane protein 4. The record is from RefSeq and is a predicted model, not a curated record. NCBI's taxonomy places the organism in Eukaryota, Metazoa, Chordata, Mammalia, Rodentia, Muridae. Bases 949 to 3519 code for a protein of 856 amino acids. The transcript has 5 exons.